CAAGAGAAGAUCUGCCCUCAACAUAAUAAACAGAUUGAGAUCUACUGUCGUAGUGACCAGCAGUUUAUCUGUUAUUUGUGUACAAUGGAUGAACACAUGGGACACAGCACGGUUGCAGCUGUAGCAGAAAGAAAAGAAACAGAAUGAGCUGAAGGAAAUGCAGAGGAGAUCUCAGCAGAGACUCCAGGAGAAAGAGAAGAAGCUGCAGGAGCUGAAACAGGCUGUGGUCACUCUUAAGAGCUCUGCACAGGCAGCAGUGGAGGACAGUGAGAGGAUCUUUACUGAGCUGAUCCGCUCCAUUGAGAAAAAGCGCUCUGAGGUAACAGAGCUGAUCAGAGCUCAGGAGGAGGCUGAACUGAGUAGAGCUGAAGAACUCCUGGAGCAACUGGAGCAGGAGAUUGCUGAUCUAAAGAGGAGGGACACUGAGCUGGAGCAGCUUUCACACACAGAUGAUCACAUCCAGUUCCUCCAGAGCUUCCAGUCUCUCUUUGUCUCUUCUGGAUCUGAGGUCUUCUCCAGCAUCUCUGUCCAUCAACAUCACUCAUUUGAUGGAGUGAGGAAAUCUCUCUCUGAUCUGAAAGAGAGACUAGAGGAAUUCUGCAAGCAGGAAUUCAGGAAAAUCUCUCCAAAUGUUUCUGCAGUUCAGAUGAUUUCAGCCACAGAGCCACAAACAAGUGAAGAUUUUCUACAGUAUUCCUAUCCUCUGACUCCGGAUCCCAACACAGUAAAUCAGAACCUCAGUCUGUAUGAGGAGAACAGAGUGGUGACGCUCAGUGGGAUAUUCCAGCACUACUCUGGCCAGAGAAUAUUUGACUACUCGUAUUAGGUGUUGAGUAAGGAGAGUGUGAGUGGAUGCUGUUCCUGGGAGGUUGACUGGAGCUGUAGUAAAGGAUGUGUGCUGUACAUCUCAGUCUCAUAUAAAGGGGUCAGCAGGAAAGGACGGGGUAAUAAAUGUAAGUUUGGACACAACAGUCAGUCCUGGAGUCUGCAGUGUUCUCCCUCUCUCUCUUUCUAUCACAACAACAUUCAGACUGAGAUCUCAGCCUCAUCCUCCUCCAGAAUAGGAGUGUAUGUGGAUCACAGUGCAGGAACUCUGUCCUUCUACAGCGUCUCUGACACACUGACCCUCCUACACACAGUCCACACCACAUUCACUCAGCCGCUCUGUGCUGGAUUCUGGCUUCAAUAUUUUGGAACUGUGAGGUUCUGUGACCCAAAAUAAUGUAACUAUGUUUCAGUUAUUAAUUAUUAGGUUUUAAAUUACUGAAAUUGCUCCUUUAUAAUUGAUUUGUUUACUUUAUAACAAGAAGUUAAAAGUAGAAAUGAUUUUUAUUUAAA
This is a messenger RNA of Pygocentrus nattereri (red-bellied piranha), 1338 nucleotides long. Its product is annotated as tripartite motif-containing protein 16-like. NCBI's taxonomy places the organism in Eukaryota, Metazoa, Chordata, Actinopteri, Characiformes, Serrasalmidae. The coding region runs from base 158 to 826 and encodes 222 amino acids. The transcript is spliced from 6 exons. The record is from RefSeq and is a predicted model, not a curated record.